UGGCAACAUAUAUGAAAUCAAAACAAGAGGAACAUCUGUCAGAAGAAGAAACCGCAAGAUUUGCACAUCAGAUUCUAGAAGGUCUUGAAUAUCUUCACGAAAAACGAGUAAUACACAGAGACAUAAAAGCUUCAAACAUUUUAAUGGUUGAUGAUCAAAACAUCAAGAUUGCUGAUUUUGGAGUGGCUAAAAUUCUGAAUACACUGUCGUCUGCAACUACAAACGGAGUAGGGACAGUCAACUGGAUGGCCCCAGAACUAUUUCUUCCGGAGUCUUGGAUGUACAGUUUAUCAGAUGCUGACUGGAACUAUCCCAUUUGUAGAGAUGACAAGUGCAAUAAUAAUUGGCAACGCCAUCGCAAAAAAACACGAGUUAUCCGUUCCUCACAAUUGGCCACAAGGCUUCAAACGCUUCUUGCGUCUUGCCUGUAAACAAGAUCCAAGGGAGAGAAAAACAG
This is a messenger RNA of Physella acuta, 457 nucleotides long. RefSeq lists its product as uncharacterized. Gene Ontology annotation, biological process: protein phosphorylation. Gene Ontology annotation, molecular function: protein serine/threonine kinase activity; ATP binding. Gene Ontology annotation, cellular component: cytoplasm. Lineage: Eukaryota; Metazoa; Mollusca; Gastropoda; Physidae. The record is from RefSeq and is a predicted model, not a curated record.